AUGCCGGAGAAGAGAGACGCGAGGAGGACCUCUCUCUCAUUCUGCACACUCUUCCUUUUCUUCUCCUCGUCGGUCACCCUUGCUUUCCUGUUGGGCUGGAAGCUUCGUGCCUACGUGUUCAACUACCACCGGGCAGACGUUGGAGCUCGUGCCUGGUACCUUGCAGACAGGCUUCUGGACGAGUCCUCAGUCUCGGCAGCAGAGCUGCAGUCAGAAAGCUACCAGGGACGACUAUGGAGGCUAAGGAGCCUGAGCAGUAAACUGACAUGGGACAAGUGCCUGAGCCCAAUGAAGCGAGAUGAGCGCUCGAUCGCUCAUCGUGGCGCGCCUCUCAUGUUCCCAGAGCACACGCUUGAAGGAUACACCAGCGCUGUAAGGAUGGGUGCUGGGAUGCUGGAGUGCGAUGCUGUGUUCACAAGGGACAGAGUUGCUGUCUGUCGCCAUUCGGCCUGUGACCUCCACUAUACGACCAACAUCCUGAGGGUGCCGGCGCUCGCGGACAAGUGCGACAAGAAGUUCCAACCCGGAGAGGGAGCGCGGUGCUGCACCACCGAUCUGCUUGCAUCGGAGUACAAGCAGCUGUGCGGGACCAUGGAGGACGGAGGAUGUGCCACUGUGAUGACGCAGAAGGAAUACAUCCAACUCUCCAUGGGAAGGGAGAUGAAGGUCAAGAUGAUCCCGGAGCUGAAGGAGCACGACUACUCCAAGAUAGACAUACACUCCCAAGAUGAGGCGGCGGAUCGUUUCAUCCAAGACUACCUUGACCUUGGGGUCCCACCUUCUUUGCUGUUCCCUCAGACUUUCAGCAAGCAGCAUGCGACAAGGUGGCUGUCCAAGUAUCCCAUAGCAAAGAACACGGUUCUGUUGUAUAGUCCCGGGGGGCAGGAGCAGAACGGGAAAGACACCUGGGAGACGACGUACAAGGGAUGGUUUGAAGAGCUGCAGCGCCUGGGUCAGCCCAUCAAGUUCGCCGGACUUCCGCUCAACGAGGUCAUAUCGGCCAAUGACGCGCUUGGGGGCUCUUUCUCUCCCACAGAGCCGGUCAGGUACCUCAAGGAGCAAGGGAUAGAGAUCAUCGUGUGGACGCUGGAGAGGUCGGGAGCCGUUCCUAGUGGGUGGUACCUCGGUGUCCAACAGGGGAACGCCAGCACGGGAACGCACGGGAACGUUCAGAGUGCGGUGAGGAAGGAUGCGGACAUCUACUUGCUUCUCGAUGUACUCUUCAAGGAGGUGGGAGUCUAUGGGGUCUUCUCGGAUUGGCCUGGGACCGUGACCCACUACCUCAACUGCGCCCUCCCCUAA
Guillardia theta CCMP2712 is the source of this 1302-nucleotide messenger RNA. RefSeq lists its product as hypothetical. Lineage: Eukaryota; Cryptophyceae; Pyrenomonadales; Geminigeraceae. The record is from RefSeq and is a predicted model, not a curated record. Gene Ontology annotation, molecular function: glycerophosphodiester phosphodiesterase activity. The coding region runs from base 1 to 1302 and encodes 433 amino acids. The transcript has 10 exons. Gene Ontology annotation, biological process: lipid metabolic process.